AGCUCCACCCCUAAUAGCACCGCAGCUAAAGCAGGGCCACAGCAGUGCACAAAUAGGUGUGGAAGCGGUGGUCUUGGCAAACAUGUAACUACGGAGAAUCUUAAUUUUGCUGACUGAGAUUUUGGUAUUCGUCACCUCGCUUUGCGGGGAUCCCUGAGUGUCAGUCAAAUAAUAAUGGAACUUCACUUGACCUGUGCUUUCCGAAGACAUGCAUCCAAGUGCUUACAAUUUCAGAACAUGCUUCCAAAAUAAACGCGUGUUCUUGGUGUUGAUUUUGGCUACGUUCUUCCUUUGCUACGGUUUUUACAGUUUUAACUUAUGCGUCAUUACUGCAAGCCAAGAAUUCAUACAGGAUGUUUCCACAAGCACUGAAGAGUACUUUUCCCUUGGCCCUGAGAAUGCUGCCAGGGUUAAGGUUACAUACCCUGAAACUGCCUCACAGAAUUUCCUAGACAACGCCACGUGGGCGCACCAAUAUUCGGACCUGCAAGGUCUUAAAGCAAGAAGGAGGUUGCCCGUGGCUCUAAUAAUCGGUGUCAAAAAAGGUGGUACAAGAGCCCUUAUUGAAUUUAUCAGGGUUCAUCCUGACAUAAGGGCUGCUGGCUCUGAAAUUCACUUCUUUGAUAGGUUUUUUAAUCGUGGAUUUGAGUGGUACAGACUUCAAAUGCCACCAACCUACGACGGUCAGGUUACUAUGGAAAAGACUCCCAGCUAUUUUGUUACCAAAGAUGUACCUAAAAGGGUUUUCCAGAUGAACCCUUCAAUGAAAUUAUUAAUUGUAGUAAGAGAUCCUGUCGAACGAGCAAUAUCCGACUAUACGCAGGCUUCGAGCAAGAAGCUAGACAUGAGGAGUUUUGAAAAUCUUGCCUUCAUUAACGGAACUUCCGGCCUUGUGGACACAUCUUGGGGUCCAGUUCGGAUCGGGGUCUACAUCCGGCAUCUCGAGCGUUGGCUGAGACACUUUCCACUCAAUCAGUUUCUCUUCGUCUCUGGUGAGCAGCUAAUCACCAACCCUGCUGCAGAAAUGGCGAGGGUGCAAAAUUUUCUUGGUCUGCGACACCACGUGACGGAGAAGAAUUUUUAUUUGAACACCACAAAGGGAUUUCCAUGCUUGCUGAAGGCAGCAGGAAGCCCUGGACCCCAUUGCUUGGGUAAGACAAAAGGAAGAAAUCAUCCUCUAAUCAAGAUGAGCGUCAUCCAACUUUUAAGAGAAUUUUACCGUCCUUUCAAUGCACGGCUCUACCAGGUCACAGGAACAAACUUUGGCUGGCCGUAGCGACCAAGAAUUUGCACUUAAAGAUUUGAUAAAAACGUAGAUGACCGCACAAAUUUUAGUAUUUUGUCUUGUAUUGAUAUGUGCAUUCAAGAAAUAAUUUAAAUUAAUAAUGUUUAUCAGGUAUUUAUUUUAAAAAAGAUGAAAAAUUCAAGUGCCAAAUUUAGAAAAAAUAUUUAAAAAUAGCAAGUCUCAAUCUUAUUACAAGCCCGAGUACUUAUUGAUUGUUUUGGUGGAUUACAAUAUAGUAAAAUAUUUGCCAAAAAGAAAGUCACGCCUGAAAAUUAGUGUGUAUUAAAUAAUGCAAAAUGAUCAACAGACUGGUUCCUCAUUCAAUUGCACAAGUGUGUAAUCAAAUAUUUGAAUAUUGAUCUCAUGAAAGACAUGUGACUGCUUAAAAUAACGAUAAAAAGCAAUAAAUUUUCAGUUAAUUUGGGGUUGACAUUGACAACCUUUGUUAACUUUUUUCUUAAUUGUUAAAAAAGGAUCUACUGACACAAAAUGUAAUUUUGUUGUUAAUUUUGCUCCAUUAGGCACUGAAUAACUAUUUUACGGAGAUGCUUUGAUUUGACAGAAAUUAUUAAAUAGUGCUGUUACUUUAUAGUCACAAAUGUUUAAAAUCUUAAACGAGGAACAAAUUUUAGUCAUGUCAUAAUAAGAGUCAUUUUGUAAGUCGUAUGUCUUAUCCUUUGAGAGGUAAUUAAUGUAUCACUUCGCAUACUUUCACAAUAAUUUGCACUGACAAAACUAAUUUUUAUUAGUUCUUAUUAUCGAGUCUGCCCGACAAUGGUAAAGCAAUCUUAAAAGAGAAAUAUGUACAAAUUAAGUAGGGGACGGAGGGAUAAUCUUUUAUUUAAUGUUAAAUUUUGCAAAAAGAAGUUUUGAAAAUUGUUACAACAAAUAUUAUUUAUCUUAGGUCAGUAAAAAUUAAAUGAAUUAAAUUAUAUGGAACUGGUUAAGUGCCAAUUAAAAAAAAACAAUUUUCUGCUUAAGACCCAAAGAGUGGGUUUAUAAUUGUGCAAAUUGAAAUGAUUGUUGUAUUCACUGAUGAAAAUAAAAAAGUUUACAGAAA
Messenger RNA from Neocloeon triangulifer, 2345 nucleotides. It is a transcript of the gene Hs3st-B, whose product is annotated as heparan sulfate glucosamine 3-O-sulfotransferase 3B1. Gene Ontology annotation, molecular function: [heparan sulfate]-glucosamine 3-sulfotransferase activity. Bases 209 to 1276 code for a protein of 355 amino acids. The record is from RefSeq and is a predicted model, not a curated record. The transcript has 5 exons. NCBI's taxonomy places the organism in Eukaryota, Metazoa, Arthropoda, Insecta, Ephemeroptera, Baetidae.